Messenger RNA from Dentiscutata heterogama, 1254 nucleotides. NCBI's taxonomy places the organism in Eukaryota, Fungi, Glomeromycota, Glomeromycetes, Diversisporales, Gigasporaceae. The record is from the annotation of a GenBank genome assembly.
AUGGCACCUAGAAAAAACAAAGCCUUAGAAGUUUAUAUAGCUGUUACGAGAAACAAAGUACCAGUUACAAGAAACAAGACACCUAUUAAAACUCAAGCAAAAAAAACUAUAGGUUCAGCUUCUAAGGUAUCGACUUUGCCCUCAAGAAAGAGACAAGAAAAUAAAAAAUCAGCGAAUAAAAGAAUUGAAAAUUAUAGUGACGAAGAUGAGGAAGAUAGGGAAGAUAGGGAAGAUGGGGAAGAUGAGAUAGGAGAAUAUGAACAAUGCUUAGAUGAAUUAGAGGAAGAUAAUAUAGGUUCAGCUUCUAAAGCAUCAGCUUUGCCCUUGAGAAGGCAAAAUAGUCCAAAAUCAAUGAAUGUACAAGAUCAAAAAAUUAGAAACAAAGUUACCAAAAUUUAUAGUGACGAUGAUGAACACCGCUUAGAGAAUAAUUAUGAAGAAUUUGCCAAAAAUUCAGCAAGUAAGGUUUCACGCGCGAAUACCUAUACAUCACGUACGGUAACAAUGGAUUCACAUGCGACAACAGGAAAUUCUAUGGCAAUGCCAAUGUGUAGAAAUAAGGUUUCGCAUAUGACAGCAGUGACUUCAGCAGCAAUACCAACGAACAUGAAUAAGGAUACCGAAACUCAAAUUACAAAGUUUUUUGAUGCAUCAAAUGAAUUUGAAAUCGCGUUGUGGAUUGCUAACCAUCCAAAAAUUCUGAAUUUAGCUAUGAUUAUUCAACGUGCCCAAGUAACGAAUAUUGACGAUAGUUAUAAGACAUUAUUGGAUAAUGAUAAUAUGUCGAAUAAUUUACCUUCAAACAUUUCCAUUUCAGAAAUAGACCAUAUUCUGAAAACUGAUGUUCGUAUGAAGACAUUGAUUAGAGAUGUCGGUACCUGGUAUGAUGGUUACCAAUAUAACUUUCAUCGUUAUAUCUUAGGUCUUGCAAAUCAAUACUCCCAACUUCAUGAAGGGGAAGAACUAGUAGAUAGCGAGUUAUCCGAAUUUGUAGGUGUAAAUGUAUGGUGUCAAAUACUUCAAUUGCACUUGAAGUGCACUGAUAUGGUGGAAAUGGCGAAGCAUCCAGAAAUAUUCACAAAGCUUGGUAUUUUCGUGUGCCAAGCUCUUAAGGCAGUUCUUAUUGCAGGAAAUAAUUAUCAAAGUACGUCAGCUGCAAUCAGAGAUUGCGAUGAAUAUACAAUAGAUCUGAAAAUUCCAACUAGACUCGGCGUCGUGAAAUCAUUGCCAGUUAGAGAACUUUUGAAUUUAUAA